AUGGCCGGACGGCAAACUCCAACACCCUUAUCUGACUCUGGUAUCGACUUCCUGUACUCCGGCUAUACGCGCUUCAAAUGGGAAACGGGCGAGCUUGGCUACUUUGGCCUCUUCCCUCUGUCGCCAACGACCAUCGAGCGCUGUCGGACUCAGAUACAGCUGAAGACGGUGUACAUAUGGUACCCUGGACGGAGCUGUCUAGGUUCGCCGGCGGGCUCCCUCCGGAAGCCGCAUCAGACGAUCUCCCUGAUGCUGCUUCGCAAGACUCGUGACGCCCUUCGUACCAGAGGGUACACGGCCGAACUUCGGGGCCCAGACCAGGAUCAUCCGACGACGCACUGGCUUACACUUUCCCACCACCACCACACCAUCAUCAUCGAGUUCCACCAUACGCUGGAGGACGGCGGUAGGGAGUUCAGAAUCCGCGUGAAUGUGAAGAUGUCGCCACUCCGUACCUCGGCCGAGGCGCUCCCGCCUGCAGAGACCCAGCCGGGGCGCCCUAGGGUAUCGAGUGAUUACACGAGACCGUGGCAGAGCUCGCUACGCAAGCAGCAGUUCGUUUUUGACCCUGAGACGUCGAAGAAGCUUGUUCUGACGCUGGGCAUGGACCUUGCUCCAGGCUCCUUUUACGCCCUCCACGUUGACGUCGUCAGCGAGAUACUGCCGGUAGGAGCUCACGAGGUGCCAAGCGACGACAGAGGCCCGGUCGCAGACGUUCCGCAUGUGCAGGGGGAGGACAAAAGAGGUGCAAAGGACGUUCGGCGCGCUGUUGACGAUGGGCCUGUCCACGCACUCGGCGGGACAGCAGAGCAGGCCGGACGCGGAAAAAUGCUGAAGACGAAGCUGUGA
Molecule: messenger RNA, 849 nt
Organism: Dichomitus squalens LYAD-421 SS1
Lineage: Eukaryota; Fungi; Basidiomycota; Agaricomycetes; Polyporales; Polyporaceae
Exons: 2
Coding region: 1-849 (282 amino acids)
Source: RefSeq, a predicted model, not a curated record